Megachile rotundata (alfalfa leafcutting bee) is the source of this 2691-nucleotide messenger RNA. Its product is annotated as zinc finger CCCH domain-containing protein 18-like. Lineage: Eukaryota; Metazoa; Arthropoda; Insecta; Hymenoptera; Megachilidae. The record is from RefSeq and is a predicted model, not a curated record.
AUGACGAACCCCCGGCUGGACUGUGUAUUAGAAAAUAAUGAGGUUCUAGUUCCUUACCCCUUCCCAGAAAUUUUCAAGUGUCCGUUUUGUUAUAGGGAAGGGGCCGCAUUACAGAAGGGGGCGGGCGCGUACCAGAGGCACGAGGAUUUGGGGAAGCACCUCCGCCUACGACACCAAGGCGUGACCCGUCGGUUCGUAUGUAGCAGGUGUUCUUUCACUGAUGAUAGUGCAUACGCUAUCAAGAAGGUGAAAGCGCAUUAUGCGAACGCGCACCCGGGCAGUGCAUCUCCUUGUGCCUCUGGGGCGCGCCCGUCACCGAUCGCGGGUAGUAGUAAGAGUAAAGGAAAAGAAAAAGAAAAAGAGAAGGAAAGAGAAAAGGAAAACGAAAAGGAAUUAGAUGAAAGUAUUAGCAUUAAUAUUAGUAAUAAUGAAAAUAGAAAUCCAGCCGGGGGGGAUAUCACCGAGUCGCGAUCACUUAGAAUUAAUGAAAAUAGAAAUCCAGCCGGGGGGGAUAUCACCGAGUCGCGAUCAUCUAGAAUUGACGAGGCAAUUGCCGAAACGACGAGGGAGGCCCCCUCCCCGCUUACCGCAGGACAAACAACGAUUCAAACGACCACCACGUCACGCCGUACCACCACGACGACAGCGACGAGCGCCCGGAGUACCGUGGCUGCCGGGAAGAAACCGGUAAAGAAGAGCGCUACGACAAGGUCGGCAACGGUGAAGUCGGUAACGGGGAAAACUAAUUUACUGACGAGCUGGGCUGUCGGUAAUACGGGGAAGACGACGACGACGGCAGCGACAUCGAGGCGCAGCGGAACGCCGUCCAGUCCGAUAGAUGGACGACCCUCGGCAGCGGCGAGCCCCGUAACACCGUCGACCACAACACCAAAGGAAGCAGCUGGCAGGACCAGGGGCACGUCGACGGUGGCCGGCGCCGCAAGCGGCGGGUCAGUGUCAAUGGGUGGUUCAAAGGGGAGUGGAAGAUCAUCCCUCACUCCCCCCACAGUAGCCAAAAAGAAGAGCCCGGUGAAAACACGGCGGAGCACCCGGGCCUCCACCGAACCACCUCAACCUGACCCGCCCCAACGAACCAUGGCAGCGAGGAGGGUAACGCCGGCUGUCACGUACGCAGAGGUCACGAAAGGGCAAGUGGCCGCCACCACCACUACGGCGACACGGAGAAUGACACGGGCGACGUCUCUCCCGCCCGUGUCGGAAGAAAAGGAGAAAGGGGGUGCAUCCACACCACCAGCGCCCCCCACCCUGUCGAUGACGACCACAUGCACCUUUGCGACAGCCGGGACCCUCACACUGACGACGACAUCGGUGUGUAGCAGGCCGGUGGCCGCAAUUGCCGUCACCACGAAGCGCGGAGGGGGAGGAAAGACAUCUCCGAGGGGACCGAAGGAGAAAGUGGACGUUUCGUUUCUGGAGUCUGCACCGGUCACAAGAUCGAGGGCUGCCAGAGCCGCCACGGAGCCCCCUCGGACCCCCCCCAGGACCAGGCGCGGGGUGAAAGGCGGCUCACCCCCAGAAGAAGUGACGGCAAGGGAAGAGGCCACCCCACGAACGGAACAAGAGCGCCCCGUAACAAGGAGGAGUGCCCGGGCAAGAACAUUACCGCCCGGGCUGGAGCAAGAAGUCAGGAGCCCCCCACUGACCAACCGAGGGGAGGAAGAAGGGGACGCCAACACCAUCCAAGCGUCCCCUGUAAUGGGGCGCUCAAGGAGAAUGGGAAUUCUGCCUGCAAUUGCCGAGUCGUCGCCAGUGGUAAUCGCGGCGCCGGCGCAGGAGAAGGAGGAAGAGGAGGAGAAGAAGAAGGAAGAGGAGGAAGUACGGGGCUUCACGCCGCUGACCACGAGGCGAAUGGCUGGACGGCAGGAAGCCACCGUGGAGGGACAGACGACCCCGUUACCGAGGACGCCGGAAAGGCAGCCACGGAUUGAAGCGAGAGGACCACCAGGAGAAGAGGAUUUGAUCCGGGCACCACGCGUGAGUGGGGUCAGGACAAAGGGACGGGGCCUCCCGAAAAUAAUCAGGGACGUAACCGAUAGGGGAACAAGCCCUAUCGGUUUUAAUAAUAAUUGUUCAUGUACAUGUGAUUGUCUUAGGUUAAGAGAAGCCGCCAACAGUGCGACUAAUUCCCCCGGGUCACACCGGGGCUCUGUUUUUAGAAACGACAAUGAGAAUGGGCAGAACAGGACGGGCCGAGGGGGUGCCAAUAACAACGGAAGAAGANNNNCCACGCAAACAGAGAAGGAGCGCCCCGAGACAAGGAGGAGCGCCCGGGCGAUGACAUUACCGCCUGGGCUGGAGAACAAGAAGAGGAGUAGCCCCCCGCCGACCAACAGGAGGGGAGAGGAAGGGGACGCCAACUCCAGCCAGGCGUCCCCUGGAAUGGGGCGCUCAAGAAAGAGAGAGAUAUUGCCUGUAAUUGCCGAGUCGUCGCCAGUAGUCAUCGCGGCGCCGGAACAGGAGAAGGAGGUUAAGGAGGAGAUGGAGAAGAGGAAAGAGGAGGAAUCGCGGGACUUCACGCCGCUGUCCACGAGGCGAAUGGCUGGGCGGCAGGAAGCCACCGUGGAGGGACUGACGACCCCGUUACCAAGGACACCGGAGAGGCAGCCACGGAUUGAAGAACGAGGACCAGGGGGAGAAGAGGAGUUGAUCCGGGCACCACGCAUUAAGUAA